AUGCUCGGCUUUUUCCGUUCAUUUUACUGCACUAACGACACCACGUGCGAGGAGGAUUCCCCGAACAUUUAUUAUCAAAAAGAGUCUACUUCACAGCGAGUGAUACAAGAAGCAGACUCGAAAGUGAGUAUAAUUUCGGGGAGCAUCCAAACAAAAAACAGAACUUUGAACGAAGUCGAAAAAUGAAACAAAAUUAGAAAAUUUAAUAUAAAAAAACAUUUUGAUGAGAAAGGAGAAAAAAAUCCAGUUAAAAAGUUACAGUAUAUCAGAAGUACGCGCUUGCGUGUGUCUGCACAGGGAAAACACCUCACGACAGCUUUUUUUAUUCAUUUUUCCGACCGGAUUUUUUUGUUCAUAAAUUUUUAAUAAUGUUAUUAUCUUAUUUCAUUUUAAAUACUAGCUACGUAAAAGAGUCUGCACUUUUACAAAUAGCUUGAGCGAACUUGGUGAACUAUGAAAAUUCUCACUCUGAAAUUGGAAUAAAAUCACAUUUUAAAUGAUUGCUGCAAACUUUGUCAGAAAAAAAUUUUUGAAAAAAAUAACUUCCAGCUUUAAACUGUUCAUCAUGCUUCUAUUUUUUUCUUUUUUUCCAUCCUUCCUGCAACCGGAUACUUUGCACUCUUUCCUCUCUGAAAUGAAAAUAAACGUGGCUGGCAACUUUUCUCACUUAUUCUUUGAAAAAAAUGAACUAUUUGAUAUAAAUUUGAAGCUUAUCAAUUACCUUGGUGAAAACUAGCAUAUAGUUUCUUAUUUUUCUAUCUGGUUUAUUUUUUCUUCCAAUUUUUUCCACGAUUUUUUUUUGAUUUCUCGGAGAAAAUACUUUGAUAGGCUUUGUUAUCAAUAAUCAUAAUCAUUUGUUCUUGGAAAUGGGCAAAAUAUUCAAUUUGCCUUCAAAUUAGCGCCGGUUAUGUUAAAGGCGCAGGGGUUGCGACCUUGGCGACUCUCACAGCGAAGCCAACUCAGAGUGUCGAUUUACGUAGAUUCCUCUCCCUCCGAGUUCUUCUUUUUUCUUUACUCGUUUCUUUUUGUUUUUAGUUAUUACUUUGAUGUUUCGACAAAUGAUUAUUUCCAGGUAGAGCCUUACAACAUGGGAAACUUCGAUAAUGUGAGUGUUCCAUUUUUUUGCCAAAAUUAUUUACUAUUUCUUUCAGGACCCCACAUCUCUCUACAGUGUCAAGGGCAUCGUUAUUUUGGAUCAAGAUGGUAAUCGUGUAAUUGGAAAGGUAGAUUUAAAGCUGUUUAUUUUUAAAUAAACUUUUUUUAGUAUUUCGACCAUGCCGCUUUCGGAACGACGAAAGAACAGAAGGCUUUUGAAAAGAGCAUGUUCCAGAAGACAAGUCGGAACUCAUCAGGUAUUGUGGAUAUAUUUCAGUUUCAAUAUGAUUGUCAGAUUUUUAUUUUUGGUAGUAGAUAUAAAUUCACAAUCUUUAGUUUUCAUUUGUUCAACAAAAUUUAAAUUUUUUACACUUUUUCUUUUUCAUAAUUCUCUUGUAUGAUUCCUAUGAGGAAAUGGGAAAGUAGGGAACAUUUCUAGUAAUACGAACAAAUCGGAAAAGUAGUUUUUUCAAUAUUUAGGGAUUUUCAAUUUGUACUGUCGAUGAUUGGCUCCUUAAUCAAACCUUUUAAUUUUUCCAGGAUUCCACAAGCUCAAAAAAAGGUGGUGAAUGGAAAGAUAGCGAAAAGGGUUCAUAUAGGUUCAUAAAUGACGCAAAAAUAAUCUUUUUCUACCUUUUUACGGACAGCAAAGCUUGCUCCGAUUGCAUCAUUGUAUAUUCCUAUUUUCCAGCUGAAAUCCUGCUCCUCGACGGUGUGACCUGCAUCUACCGGUCGAACGUCGACCUCUACAUGUACGUGUUGGGCAGCAGCCGCGAGAACGAGCUCAUCUUGGAGUCGGUGCUGAACUGCUUGUACGACGCCAUCUCCACGGUCCUCCGCAAGAAUGUCGAGAAAAAGGCGCUCGUCGACGCCAUGGACACUUGUAUUCUCAUCUUGGACGAGAUUUGCGAUGAAGGGUUCGUAUUUUUAAAAAGACUGAUUAUUCAUAAAGUUCACACAGAAGCUGAAUUGAAGCAUUUUAUGGUCAACCUUUAAAAAUUUUCAUCUUUUCUAACAGCAAAAUUUUUGAUUUUUUUGGUAGUUUUUUUCCCUUCAGUACCUUCAAUCUUUACUUAAUUAGUAAUUAUAAUUAGGUGAAUACGAUUUUUUUCCUGACAAGACUUAAUUUUUUUGUUUUUUUGAUAAAUCAAGACAUUUUAGAAUUCUGAAGUUUUUUUACGCUUAUAAACACCUUUUUUUCUCCGUUUCGAGAAGUUUUUCUGAUUUUUUUAACAGUACAAAUCAUGUAAAAUUCCAGCUUCAAGAAUAAAUUUCAGCUGUUCUUUUACUUUUUAAAUGAACAAGAAAAAAUUCAAUGCUAUAAAUUGGCGUUUUAUGGGGAUCCCUGAAAAAAAUGUAAAUGAAAACUUUUUAAAUUCUGUUUUUUUAACAUUCAUUUCUUUUUUUAUAAAACUUGAAACUGAUUUAUUUUUUUCAGAUAUUGUUGAGAUUCCGUUUUUCUCUGACCUAAGUCACGACCUUUUUUUAUUGAAUGAACGGAUUUUUUUAAAUUUUUUUGAAAGCAUUUCUCUAUUUCAAAUGCUAUUUUUUUGUUCAAGAAAGUUAUUUUUUUCCUUCUUAAAAAGUAAUUUGCAGAAUCAUCAUGGAGACGGACCCUCAGGCGGUCGUCCAGCGAUGUGCCUUGAAAGGAGACGAAGUCAUGUUCUCGGAUCAAUCGUUUUCCCAAGUCGGAAUGUCGUUCAUCGAAUCCGCCAACAAGCAAUUCAAAUGGUCUCUUCUCAAGUAA
This is a messenger RNA of Caenorhabditis auriculariae, 2842 nucleotides long. The record is from the annotation of a GenBank genome assembly. NCBI's taxonomy places the organism in Eukaryota, Metazoa, Nematoda, Chromadorea, Rhabditida, Rhabditidae.